Messenger RNA from Carassius gibelio (silver crucian carp), 12228 nucleotides. RefSeq names its product fibrillin-1. The transcript is spliced from 66 exons. The record is from RefSeq and is a predicted model, not a curated record. Gene Ontology annotation, molecular function: calcium ion binding. Bases 197 to 8806 code for a protein of 2869 amino acids. Lineage: Eukaryota; Metazoa; Chordata; Actinopteri; Cypriniformes; Cyprinidae.
GUGGCGCAGCAGAAUGAGCGCUGAUGCAGUAACGCAGCCGCUGCGCUUUGUGUUGCACCUCUGAGCCGCUUUACGCUCUUUUUCUCACCCUGACAUCUUUCACCAGGCACUUUACAGUCUUUACUAGCGCUCACCCACUGGAAGAGACUUAUUCUUCAUCUUCUUCAUCAUCUACUGGAGCGGGAGCGCGCGCAGAAUGAGGCGGCUGCUCGUGCUCGCGGCGGGAAUCUCAGCGCUCGCGUCGCUGUGUGUAUCAGCGCAGACGCUCGACGCAGACGCAGGCGCAGACGGAGCCGCGGAGCAGCCGAGAGCGAACCGAUCGAAGCGGCGCGGAGGCGGCCAGGACGUGCUGAAGGGGCCGAAUGUGUGUGGAUCCCGUCAUAAUGCGUACUGCUGUCCCGGAUGGAAGACCUUGACCGGAGGAAACCAGUGCAUCGUCCCUAUUUGUCGGAGCCCCUGUGGAGACGGCUUCUGCUCCAGACCCAACAUGUGCACCUGUCCGAGCGGCCAGAUCGCUCCCACCUGCGGAUCCAAAUCAGUCCAGAACUGUAACAUCCGCUGUAUGAACGGUGGGACGUGUGCGGAGGACCAGUGUCUGUGUCAGAAGGGAUUCAAUGGAGCUCACUGUGGCCAGCCUGUGUGUGAGUCGGGCUGUCUGAACGGAGGCCGGUGUGUCGCUCCGAACCGCUGUCUGUGUAACUACGGCUUCACUGGAGCUCAGUGUGAGAGAGAUUACAGGACGGGGCCGUGUUUCGCGUCGGUCAGUAACCAGAUGUGUCAGGGUCAGCUGACGGGAAUCGUCUGCACUAAGACGCUGUGCUGUGCGACGGUGGGACGGGCCUGGGGUCAUCCGUGUGAGCAGUGUCCAGCACAACCACAUCCCUGCCGCCGCGGCUUCAUUCCCAACCACCGCUCCGGGGCCUGCCAGGACGUGGACGAGUGCCAGGCCAUUCCUGGACUCUGUCAGGGGGGAAACUGUGUGAAUACCGUGGGCUCAUUUGAGUGCAAAUGCCCUGCUGGACACAAGUUCAACGAAAUCACACAGAAAUGUGAAGACGUUGACGAGUGCUCUCAUGUCCCGGGUCUGUGUGGUGGAGGUCAGUGCUCGAACACCAUCGGCAGCUUCUUCUGCAGGUGUCCAGUGGGCUUCGACACGGCGCUGGACGGCUCGCGCUGCAUCGACGCUCGGACGGGCUUCUGCUACGCUAACAUCGUGAGCGGGCGCUGUGCUAACCUGCUGCCGCAGCGCUUGUCCAAGAGUCAGUGCUGCUGUGAGAACAGAGGAUGCUGGUCCGGAUCCGCCGUCCCAGAGAUGUGUCCCAUCCGCGGAACCGAUGAGUAUCAGAGAGUCUGUCUGUAUAGUCCCACGGUUCCUGAUCCAGACCGACCAGAUCUGGUACCACUUCCUGGUCCUGGUCCGAUUCCGGGUCCUCGUCCUGGUCCUGGUCCUGGUCCUGGUCCUGGUCCGGUGUUUCCUCAUCAACCACGAGAUCCGAUACCUUUGCCGCCCACAUCUGUUGACCUUCCCUCCUUCACCAUCAAACCUAUCAUCUUGCCUCAGAACAUCACCAACAUGUGCGAUGCGUUUCGUAACCUGUGCAUCAACGGCCGCUGUGUGCCGACGCCAGGCAGCUACCGCUGCGAGUGCAACAUGGGCUACCGGCUGGACGGCCGCGGUGAAUGCAUCGAUGCGAACGAGUGUGAGCGGAGCCCCUGUGUGAAUGGGGAGUGUGUGAACACACCUGGAUCCUAUUACUGCCAGUGUCCCACAGGAUUCCAGAGCACGGCCACCAGAACCGAGUGCAGAGAUCUGGAUGAGUGUGUGGCCAACGGUCGCAUCUGUAACAACGGCCGCUGCGUCAACACCGAUGGCAGCUUCCACUGCGUGUGCAACGCUGGCUUCGAGAUCUCAGCGGACGGAAGGAACUGCCAAGACACUGAUGAGUGUGCGAAGAGGAACAUCUGUCUGAACGGCAUGUGCAUCAAUGAGGACGGCAGCUUCAAGUGCAUCUGCAAACCUGGAUACUUGUUAGAUGGUACUGGACGAUUCUGUGUGGAUGUGGACGAGUGUGAGGUUCCUGGCAUGUGUAUGAACGGUCACUGCGUCAACACCGAGGGAUCGUUCCGCUGCGAGUGUAUGCCGGGACUCGCCGUGGGGCUCGACGGACGCAUCUGUGUAGACACACACAUGCGCAGCACGUGUUACGGAGGAUACAAGCGCGGUCAGUGCGUGCGACCGUUCUUCGGCGCCGUCACAAAGUCUGAGUGCUGCUGCGCCAGUGUGGAGUACGCCUACGGAGAGCCAUGCCAGCCGUGCCCACCGCUCAACUCAGCGGAGUUUUCAGCUCUCUGCAGUCACGGCCUGGGAACCACGACUGAUGGCAGAGAUAUAAACGAGUGUGCGCUGGAUCCUGAUAUCUGUCAGAACGGUGUGUGUGAGAACAUGCUCCGAACAUACAAGUGUAACUGUAACCUGGGCUUCGAGGUGGACAUCAGCGGGAAGACCUGCGUGGAUGUGGAUGAGUGUGUGAUGAACAGACACCUGUGUGAGAACGGCCUGUGCAGAAACACACCGGGCAGCUUCACCUGCCACUGCCCCAAGGGCUUCACCUUCCAGCCCGAGACAGAGGUGUGUGAAGACGUGGACGAGUGCUCGAGUAACCCGUGUGUGAACGGCGAGUGUAAGAACAGCGCUGGUUCGUUCGCGUGUCUCUGCUCCACGGGAAGCACUCUGGACAGCUCAGGAACUCUGUGUGUGGAGACCACUAAGGGCACGUGUUGGCUGAAGGUGGUGAACGGACAGUGUGAGAUUAACAUUAACGGAGCGACGCUGAAGUCUCACUGCUGUGCUACGCUGGGGGCGGCCUGGGGCUCUCCGUGUGCCAAGUGUGAACCAGACCCGUUCUGCUCUAAAGGUUACGCACGAGUGAAGGGGACGGUCUGUGAGGAUGUGAACGAGUGUGAGGUGUUUCCCGGCGUCUGCAUCAAUGGGAAGUGUCUGAACACGGACGGCUCGUUCAUCUGUCAGUGUCCAAGUGGGAUGACGGUGGACUCCACAGGAAGGACCUGCGUCGACCUGCGUACGGAGCUGUGUUACCUCACACACGUGGACGAGCGCUGCGGCGCUCCGAUCUCAGGCCGGCACCGUGUGGACGCCUGCUGCUGCUCCGUGGGCGUGGCCUGGGGCCCGGAGUGUGACGAGUGUCCGGAGAAAGGAACGCCGGAAUACACCCAGCUCUGCCCUCGGCCCGGAUUCUCCCACCGCGGAGACUUCAUCAACGGGAAGCCCUUCCUGAAAGAUAUAAACGAGUGUAAGAUGAUCCACAGCUUGUGCACGAACGGCCGCUGCAGGAACACCGUCGGGAGCUUUCGCUGCAGGUGUGACAGCGGCUUCGCUCUGGACUCGGAUGAGAGGAACUGCACAGAUAUCGACGAGUGCCGCAUCUCUCCAGAUCUCUGCGGUCAGGGCACGUGUGUGAACACAGCCGGUGAUUUCCGCUGUGAUUGUUUCACUGGAUACGAGAGCGGCUUCAUGAUGAUGAAGAACUGCAUGGACAUCGAUGAGUGCGAGCGCAACCCUUUGCUCUGCAGAGGAGGAGAAUGCUUCAACACCGAGGGAAGCUUCCGCUGCGAGUGUCCAGAGGGCCACGAGAUCACUCCUGACGGCUCCGCCUGCCUGGAUAUCAAUGAGUGUGAGCUGAGUGACAAGCUGUGCAGGAACGGUCAGUGUGUGAACAUGAUCGGACGCUAUCAGUGCUCCUGCAACACCGGCUACAAAUCCACCGAAGACAGACUCUCGUGUGUGGAUAUCGACGAAUGCACCAUUGAGAACGGCGGCUGUGAGACGUUCUGCACCAAUUCAGAGGGAAGUUACGAGUGCAGCUGUCGCCGGGGUUACGCCCUCAUGCCUGACCUCAGGAGCUGCACAGAUAUCGAUGAGUGUGAGGACAGUCCGAACAUCUGUCACGGCGGUCAGUGCACAAACAUCCCCGGGGAGUUCCAGUGCCUGUGCUUUGACGGCUACAUGUCAUCUGAGGAUAUGAAAUCAUGUCUGGAUGUGAACGAGUGUGAGCUGAAUCCUAACAUCUGUCUGAGCGGGAAGUGUGAAAACACCAAGGGCUCGUUCAUCUGCCACUGUGACCUCGGCUUCUCUGUCAGGAAAGGGGCGACCGGCUGUACAGAUAUUAACGAGUGUGAGAUCGGCGCUCAUAACUGUGACCGACACGCGAGCUGUACGAACACCGCUGGCAGCUUCAGAUGCAGCUGCGCUCCGGGAUGGAUCGGGAACGGGAUCGAAUGCAAAGAUCUGGACGAGUGUUCUAACGGGACGCACAUGUGCAGCCCCAGCGCAGACUGCAUGAACACCAUGGGCUCCUACCGCUGCCUGUGCAAAGAGGGAUUCGCCGGAGACGGCUUCUACUGCACCGACACGGAUGAGUGUACGGAGAACGUGAAUCUGUGUGAGAACGGACACUGUCUGAACAUCGGGGGUGGAUACCGCUGUGAGUGUGACAUGGGCUUCAUCCCCACCGCAGACGGGAAGGCCUGUGAAGACAUAGAUGAGUGCACGUUUGCAGACAUCUGUGUGAACGGCCGCUGCCGCAACAUCCCGGGUCUGUUCAGAUGCCUGUGUGACUCGGGGUACGAGCUGGACCACAGCGGAGGAAACUGCACAGAUGUGAACGAGUGCAGUGACCCCACCACCUGCAUCAGCGGCCUGUGUCGGAACACACUGGGCAGUUACUUCUGCAGCUGUCCGCCAGGCUUCGAGCUCAACCCCACCGGAGUCGGCUGCGUCGACACUCGCUCUGGAGACUGCUAUCUGGAGGUGCGACGCCGGGGCGAUGGCUCUGACAGUCUGUUCUGCUCGACUGAGAUCGGGGUGGGCGUGUCCAAAGCGUCCUGCUGCUGCUCUCUGGGUCUCGCCUGGGGGUCACCCUGUGAGGCCUGUCCGUCGCUCAACACCACGGAGUACAGGGCUCUGUGUCCUGGAGGAGAAGGAUUCCGACCCAAUCCCAUCACCGUGAUACUGGAGGAUAUCAACGAGUGUCAGGAGCUGCCCGGUCUGUGUCAGGGAGGACACUGCAUCAACACGUUUGGCAGCUUUCACUGUGAAUGUCCGAAAGGUUUUGCCCUCAACGAAGAAACCAGGAUCUGUGAAGAUGUGAAUGAGUGUGAGCGUCCUGGCAUCUGUGGUUUGGGUCAGUGUUACAACACCAUCGGGAACUACACCUGCAUCUGUCCUCCGGAGUACAUGCAGAUCAACGGAGGAAACAACUGCAUGGACAUGAGGAAGAGCUUGUGCUACAGUAACUACUACUCUGAUAACGCCACAUGUGAUGGAGAGCUGACCUACAACAUGACCAAGAAGUUCUGCUGCUGCUCGUAUAACAUCGGCCGAGCCUGGAACAAACCCUGCGAGAAGUGUCCCGUCCCCGGCACCAAUGAGUUCGCUGUGCUGUGUGGAAGUGAGAUACCUGGAUAUUUCAUUGACAUCUACACCGGACGAGUCAUUGACAUCGACGAGUGCCGUGAGAUUCCCGGUAUGUGUGACAACGGUGUAUGUAUCAACAUGAUAGGCAGUUUCCGCUGUGAAUGUCCGAUGGGUUUCGUCUACAAUUACAAGCUGCUGAAUUGUGAGGACAUCGACGAGUGUCAGAACGGCCCGGUGUGUCAGCAGAACGCCGUCUGUCUGAACGUUCCCGGAAGUUUCCGAUGCCAGUGUAAUCCUGGAUACCGGCUAACUCCCACCCAGCAGUGUGUCGAUCGUAACGAGUGUGUUGAGAACCCAAACAUCUGCAGUCCGGGUCAGUGUAUUGACAUGGUGGGGAGUUACCGCUGCCACUGCCCCAACGGCUUCAGAUCCACACCAGACCUGUGUAUCGAUGUGGACGAGUGUGAGCGUCAGCCGUGUGGAAACGGAACCUGCAAGAACACUGUGGGCUCCUACAACUGUCUGUGUUACCCAGGAUUCCAGCUGUCACACAACAACGACUGCAUCGACACAGAUGAGUGUGUGUCGCUCCGGGGCUUGUGUCGGAACGGAAACUGCAUCAACACGGUGGGCUCGUUUGUGUGUGUGUGUCUGGACGGGUAUAAACUCUCUCCUGAUGGCCGGACGUGUGUGGACAUCAACGAGUGUUUGAUCAGCCCUGGCACCUGCGGCCCAGGAACCUGUCAGAAUCUGGACGGCUCGUACAGGUGCAUCUGUCCUCCUGGAUACUUCCUGCAGAACGACAGGUGUGAAGACAUCAACGAAUGCUCUCAGAUGGCAGAGAUCUGCAUCUUUGGCAAGUGUGUGAACACGCCGGGCAGCUUCAGGUGCGAUUGUCCGGAGGGAUUCCAGCUGUCCUCGACCGGAAAGAGAUGUGUGGAUAUUCGUGUGAAUUACUGUUACACUAAGUUUGAGAACGGACGCUGUCAGGCUCCGGAGCCCUUCAACACAACGAAAGCCUCCUGCUGCUGCAGCGUGAUGCCGGGUCAGGGAUGGGGCGACCCCUGUGAGAUCUGCCCCUCUAAGGAGGAGGAGGCGUACAAAGUCCUGUGUCCUGCUUCUGGUAAAAUGUUCACUAUAGACGAGACGACUGUGGAUGUGGACGAGUGUUCAGAGAACCCCGGGAUCUGCAGGAACGGCCACUGCAUCAACACAGACGGCACGUUCCGCUGCGAAUGCCCCUUCGGAUACCGGCUCGACUACAAGGGCAUCCAAUGUGAAGACACGAACGAGUGUGAGCUGGGGAACCCGUGUGGGAACGGCACCUGCACAAAUGUGGAAGGAGCGUUUGAGUGCAGCUGUGACGAGGGGUUCGAGCCCGGACCCAUGAUGACCUGUGAAGAUAUCAACGAGUGUUCCCAGAAUCCUCUGCUGUGUGCGUUCCGCUGUGUCAACACGGUGGGAUCGUACGAAUGCAAAUGUCCAGCGGGAUACGUGCUGAGGGAAGACCGCCGGAUGUGCAAAGAUCAGAACGAGUGUGAGGAGCGUCUGGACGACUGUGCGUCCAGAGGAAUGACCUGUAAGAAUCUGAUCGGCACGUACAUGUGCAUCUGCUCGCCGGGAUACACCAGACAGCCCAACGGAGACAGCUGCGUGGAUCUGAAUGAAUGCACGGCUAAACCAGGCAUCUGUGUGAACGGCCGCUGUGAGAACACGGUGGGCAGUUACCGCUGCGUCUGCGAUCAGGGCUUCAGUCCCAGUCCCAGCAGAACCGAGUGCAUCGAUAACCGUCAGGGCUUCUGCUUCCUGGAGGUUCUGCAGACCAUGUGUCAGAUGAGUUCCAGCAGUCGAGUCAGUGUCAGGAAGUCCGAGUGCUGUUGUGACGGGGGCCGCGGCUGGGGGCCCAACUGUGAGCUCUGCCCGCUGCCCGGGACCACGCAGUACAAGAAGAUGUGCCCGCUGGGCCCCGGAUACACCACCGACGGACAGGAUAUCGACGAGUGUAAGGUGAUGGGGAACCUGUGUAAGAACGGACAGUGUCUGAACACACUGGGCUCCUUCAGCUGCAUCUGUAAACCCGGAUACACCACUGACCUCAGCAGCACACAGUGUGUAGAUGUGGACGAGUGUGUUCAGGCUCCUAAACCCUGUAACUUCAUCUGUAAGAACACGGAGGGCGGGUAUCUGUGCUCCUGCCCGCGAGGAUACGUGCUGCAGGACGAUGCCAAGAGCUGCCGGGAUCUGGAUGAAUGCUCCACCAAACAACACAACUGUCAGUUCCUGUGUGUCAACACCAUCGGAGGAUUCACCUGCAAAUGCCCACCAGGAUUCACACAACACCACACGGCCUGCAUCGAUAAAAACGAGUGCAACACUGAACCGGGUCUCUGCGGUCCGAACGGAGUGUGUCAGAACAGCCCCGGCAGCUUCAACUGUGAGUGUCAGAGAGGAUUCUCCCUCGACCCCAACGGACAGCACUGUGAAGACAUGGACGAGUGUGUGGGGAAUCAUCGCUGUCAGCACGGCUGUCAGAAUCUGGUGGGCGGCUACAGAUGCAGCUGUCCGCAGGGAUACCUCCAGCACUACCAGUGGAACCAGUGCGUCGAUGAGAACGAGUGCCAGAACAGUCAGAUAUGUGGCGGCGCCUCGUGUCACAACACGCUGGGCAGUUUCCGCUGUCUGUGUCCGACGGGCUUCUCCUUCGAGCAGCUGACCGGAGGCUGUCAGGACGUCAACGAGUGCAGCUCAUCACAGAACCCCUGCAGCUUCGGCUGCUCCAACACCGACGGAGGAUACCUGUGCGGCUGCCCACCUGGAUACCUGCGCGCGGGACAGGGGCACUGUCUGUCCGGUGCGGGGCUGUCUCCCGGUGGAUCUCCUCUGUCUCCCGCCGCUGAUGGAGAUGAGAACGCUCUCUCUCCCGAAGCCUGCUACGAGUGUAAGAUCAACGGCUAUCCGAAGAAGGGCCGCAAACGCAGGAACGCCAACGGAACCGAGGAGCUGCAGAACGAUCUGGACUGGGUCAGUCUGGCCAGUGUAGAUGUGGACCACACACUGCAGCUGCGUCUGAACAUCAGCACACUGAAGAGCAAAGACCACAUCAUCGACUUCCUGCCGGCGCUGUCCACGCUCGCUAACCACGUGCGCUACACCAUCGACUACGGCAACGACGACGGUCUGUUCCGCAUGAACCAGAAGGACGGCGUCAGCUACCUGCACAUAUCCAAGAAGAAAGCUCUGCAGCCGGGAGCGUAUUAUUUACAAAUCCACAGCGUGCCGCAGAACGGCGGCCCAGAGCGGCCCGUCACAGACUACCUCAGCGGGCAGCGAGGAGACGCUCUGAACAUCAGCGUCCAGAUCGUCCUGCACUGACGGACACUCGGAGAGACCGCAGCAGCCUCGCCCAAAGAGCAGCACGCACCGCAUCAUACGCUCACAUCACACAUCACUGGGGUUGGGCAUCGUCUGAAUCCUAUCAAUUCCCAUUCUGCUCAUCGAUUCACACUUUCCAAUCCAACGUGGUUAAAAAAAUCAAGUCAAACAUUUCGUUGCCUUGCAGUUAUAAGGUUCUGUCCGCAGUUUUGAGAUAUUGAGCUCCAUAGACUUCUGUAGAUAGAACCCUUUAUCUUUUAUAGGCCUGAAAUGUACACGGCUUACAAAAGAAAACAUCACAUAUUGUAAAUAAGUUUAGGAAUAUGUGAAAAAUGUCGGAUAGAACCUUAUAAUUCCGAGGCGACGAUUUAGAUAUCAAACUUAUUUAUUAUUCUGUGUCUCGUUUUGCAAAACAUUUAAUUGCUGCUAAAAAACCAUAAACAAAAAUCAUAAAAACUCGUUUUGUGUGCAAAAAAAGAGCUGAUUCUCGAUAAAUUGAGACCUUUUUAUAUUUAAAUGCAGGUUGUUGUUCUGAAAAACAAAUAUUAGACAGCUACCCAAAAUCUCAUGGAAUCUUUGAAAGGAAUGAUUCAGUGACUCACUCAAGAUUCACUUGUUUUUGAAUGAAUCUCUUGAAUAAAUUAUUCAAAGACAAAUCAAUUUUUAAAAGCCCCUUUUCGCCAGCUAAAAAUAAAAGAUGCGUACACAGGAAUGGAUUUUAGAUCAAAUAUUCGAUUCUUGAAUUGGAAUUGAUUUUCGAUCCCCAACCCUACAUAUAACACACCGCCGCCGCGGAGGAACGGACGCAAGGGUUCACGCUCUGGCUCAGUCUAUCGUAUCUUACCGGUGCUAGUCACGCCGUCUGCGGCUGCCCGACACUAGCCUUCUCUACUCUGCAACUAUUCUAACGGGGUUCCUGCGGCUCUUACGAAGAUCAGGAGAAUAAAUCGAAUGGAGCACAUCAGUACGCUCCCGGAAUAUAAAUCCAGAGUUUGAAAAAGCACCAAUUCCAAAAGAUCUCCAUUAUAUUUUAAUUCAUUAUACAAAACAGAAACAGCGUACAGUAUGUUUUGGAUAUCUGUUCUCAGAAACACUAGGAUAUGUAAAUAACUGUUACUGUAUCUACUGAUCACACUGCGAAAACAGCUCUUCCUCCUCUAUAUAUUUUUUUUUUCAGUGCAAAUGUCUCAAGAUUCUGAAAUUAAUUUACAUUUACUGGAGAAGCAAAGUGAAAGUAACACGUUACGUAAUCAAAUACAUUUCAGGUAUCUUGUAAUGUUAUAUAUUUUACAUUUAGAAAUAAAGCAAGUGAAAACUUGAUGGAAAACUUUGUUUAUAUCGCCAACUACUGGUCAGGCGUGAAUAAUACAGCAGUUUGCAGUCAUUUUUAACGGAUCUGUGCGAAUGGGAUCAUUUUGGCACUGUUUAGACUGCUCAAAAACGCGGUGAAAAAAAAAGUCAAAUGGAAAAGUAAUUUUGGUUUCUCAGGAGCUCUGUUUUCAUCUAAAGAUUCAAAUUUAACAAAUGCGGGAAUAUUGAAUAAAGCGAAUAACUGUUUCAAUCCCACGUGUUCAAAACAAAAAGUCUUCCCUUCCACUUCACUCAGAAAAUAUCAAGAAUAAAAAUGAAAGUUGUUGCAACGGGACACAUGUGGCUUUUUCCCUAAAUAAUAAAUGGCUUAGAGUAAAACGCAGUAUCAGACAGUCAUGUGAUCUUGUAUUCAGAUGCCUGACGUUUGGAAAUGUAAUUGUUUGAGAGUUAUGGAGGUGAUUAUAUCAAAUAAUUUUGACGGCUCCUGCAUUUCAUAAUUAUUAUUAUUAAAAAGAUAGUCCCGGUCCUUGAUUCUGAUUGGUUGAGCUGCAUUCAAAGGUGUUUUAAAUUAUGCUACAAAGUAACAUACAGCUUUGUUUAUGUUUGUGUGUUGCUCGGCAACCACUUUGUUGCAACCACAACUGAUUCUGAGGAGCUAAAUUGUUUGGUGGAAGAGUACUGUUUUUAUUAAUAUCAUUACACCGUUUUACUUUGUGAAACCUUACUCCGUAUAUGGAAUAAACGUUGUGUAAAACAUGGUCUGUAGAGGCAAAGUCACAUGACUUUUUUGUUGCACAUUAAGGAAUUUAUUGCCUGUUUCCAUUGUAGUUUACGUGCACGUCUUUUUUUAAUGCCCUUUUAAGAUUUUAUGCACAUCUUGGCAUUUUCAUCUAGUUGAAGCUUUAUGUUUUCUCACGUGUUCAUUUUGCAUCUCCAGUAAAUGUAUCUUGAUUUAAACAUGUUUAGAUAAUUGCACUUGGAAGCCGAGACGGAAAUACAGAGGAAGAGAUUUAUUUUUUUGCAGUACAUGCCACAUUUAUGAAUUCAAGAUUUUUUCUCUGAUUUCAGACAUUUUUGUGUAAGAGCGCAUCCAGAUCUUUGUAAGCCCCGCAGAAACCCCGUCCAUGUAAUUUAAGUGUGUCUAUACUGUAACCGUGUCACUUUUUUACUCGCGAGCGCAUUUGUAAACUAGAGGACCCCUGGAACGGAGGGGUUUGUAAUGGUGCUUCUUAUAAUGACCAACUACUUGUAAAGUGUGUUUCUGUGACUCGAUCAUAUGCACUGAGGUCUGACGGCCACACACACCUCCACACACACACCUGUGGCCUCCGCCGCCUCUGCCGUCUGUUCGUGAGGGGGUUAGAUGAUGUACAUUCACAAUAAAAACAUAUUUUUGGUUGUACGGGCGACUCGAGCGCUGGCCUUCUUUCAGAGCGACCUCUGAACUCCAUCGGCUCUCAGAAUCACUCCGUUCUCGCUCGGUGCCUCGUGGAGAAAUAACAGUUCAUUCCAGAGUUCAUUACUGAGCAGUCGUAUCCUCAUGAUUAUACAUGUAUUGGUUAUACUGUGGGAUUCUCAAAACCCUGUAAAGCCUGACAAUUAAUAGUCAAAAAAUGGUUGAUUAGACAAAAUAUAUUACAGGAAAGUUUGUUUUUAUGAGUUUAACAUAAUCUAUCAGGCAUCUAGGGCUCAUAUAGUGAGAAGAUGAGGCAAAAACAGACUCAAACUGAGCAAAAAUAUGAAUUUGCUGCAGAUGCUGAUAUUAAAUCACUGAGAUCUUUAUUACAGUGCGCCACACAUAGGGGGCGCCAGUCAUUCUGUAAAAGCCUUCUUUAAUAAACGUUAUAAAUAAUCAAGCUUAGUUGUUAAGAAUUAUGUAAUGAAAUAUUUUUAGCAUUUUUAAUGAGCACAAAAAUAUAUUUAUUAUAAACUGAGUACAUAUGAGCUGUAUGUAACAUGACCAACAUGAAUGUUGAAAGAUGAAGGGGAAAGAUAAACAUGAGAAUGAAGACAGCAAUGUCUGAGUGAACCAAGAGAAAUAGGUGCGCUUAUCUUAUUCUUUCUUUCUUCUUCAUUGUGAGUCAUUAAGUCAUUAAACAUUUGUUCCCUAA